Messenger RNA from Bombus huntii, 11626 nucleotides. Its product is annotated as TWiK family of potassium channels protein 7-like. The record is from RefSeq and is a predicted model, not a curated record. The transcript is spliced from 8 exons. Lineage: Eukaryota; Metazoa; Arthropoda; Insecta; Hymenoptera; Apidae. Gene Ontology annotation, cellular component: membrane. Gene Ontology annotation, molecular function: potassium ion leak channel activity. Bases 10009 to 11427 code for a protein of 472 amino acids. Gene Ontology annotation, biological process: stabilization of membrane potential; potassium ion transmembrane transport.
GCGUCAAGUUCGUAUAUUACAAUUACAUUUUUAGUUACCGAUACAAUUUUAUUUGUGCAGGUAAAUUAUUGCGACAGGCGUACUUUUUCAUUUGGACGAAGCUCGAACGAUAUUGAUUUAUCGUUGAAGUUGGCGGUAAUUCUGUCUACGCUACGAACGACCGUAAUGAGAUUUUACCAAUGCCAGAUUUCCAUGUAUUCGACCAAAAGGCGAUAUCAAUUAAUUAUUAUCCUUGCUAUUGGAUUGCGCUUCUGCAAGUUUACUACCACGCACGAUCUCUGAUCCUCGAAUCUCGGAUCCUUUGGUAUUCACCGCGAAUUCGCAAGUUAAACUGAGCCCUUACGUCCGUUUCUCCGCAAAGCUCGCAUGAUCGUGCACGAAUAUCGCUUAUACCUAUCGGUUGCCACCGAUAGAGGACAUAUGAAUUAAUGAGAGGAAUAAUCGACAUGGAAACGAAUUAUUAAUUUUGAGUCGUAACACUGAUAUAUAUAAUAUACAAUAAUACUCAUAUAAAUAGAGUAAAUUCAUGAAGAAUAUCCGUUUCCUUAUAAUUUACUUACGACAUUUAAUAUAUCAUCUCCGAGAUUGUGAACGACUAUUAUCGAGAACUACGGAGAAAAUUCUUUUAUUAGAAGAGUUAAAAAUAACAAUUCUAACACCUGUAGCUCAUAAUAACAUAUAUAGCACCGAUUUGACUGUUUUAUAAUGUAAGCAAUCGAAUCGGACAACAAUUCGUUCUAUGUUGCUAAUUAUUAUCCGUAAUUUCAGUAUCGUAAUUCGGUAUAAUUGAUUCGAAAAGGGCUGCGCAAAUAUACACGUAGACGAUAUAUAAUGACAAUACGCUUUUCUUAUUGUUCUGUGGUUACAGUGGUCGUGGAUAGAUGUUCCUUUAAUUAAGGUUUUAUCUGCAAUCUAUUUUGAUUCCUCUGUUUACGUUCGGUGUAAUCACUGAAUUGCGUUAAUUAAGUAACCAAUCAUAGAUAUUAACAGACCCACGUUAUGCAAUUAUAGUUACAUAACAUUAAAUAUCGUACAUGUUGGUGUUCGCUUAUUUGCUUGCAACAAAGUUGUGAGACGAAGACCCAAACAACCAAAGAAAGAAAAAAAAAAUCGUUCAAAACGUAUACUUUUACAUUCAUCUUAACUUUCAUUUACGAUUAUACAUUAUGAUUCAAAUGUUAAGGUUUCUCAUUCGAAUGCGUAAAUAAUUUAAUUUUUUGUGUUUCGAGGAGAAAGUUCAUUGUGAUUCCGAAGCACAGAAUUCAGAGCAGCUUCUCGUAGAUAAUCGAUGGAAAUGUCGAAGAGACGAUCGUUAUGGUAGAUCGUUUGGCUCUGUGCCCCGCGUCAUUUGCGUUUAGUUAAAGGAUCUACGGAAAGCUCUGGUGUCCUUUAAUACAUUAGAAAGUAUAAUGCUUAUGUUUUAUAGAUACCGCGUAGGCAAUACAUACGUGUACAAACACAUAUGCGGAAGUCAGUUUUGUGGUAUGCGAUUUUUGACUCUAUGUACACGAAUGACGUAGCUUCGUACGCUGAUCAAUUUGCGUUAUUUCUUUCCACAUUUUUCUUCUCGUUUCAGCUUUGCUUCGAAAGAAAAUUUACAUAUGUCAGAUAUAAACGUAUUUAUGUAUUAUAGAUCUAUAUGCAUGUGGACACUUGCAUGCAAAGAUGUUACCGCAUUUAUGCAAAUGAAAUUUGUUUCGCUACCGUGAUAAAAUUUGUCUCUUUUAAUUAACUUUAAUUAAUUCUUCCUUGUACGCUAUAUUUUACGUCAUUAUUUGUUCUGUUAACUACUAUACUCUUUAAAUGCAAUAUACACUGUUUAAAGGAAAUAGUAUGGAAUCCCGAUAUAUGCACAAUAUUUUCAUACUGGUUUUAUAACAAUAUCUAGUUGUACGUUUUAAUUACGGUAUGAAACUUUAACUAGGUCAGUUUUAGCAAUAUGUAGUUAGUUUUCGCAACAUACAUGAAAUCGCAAACAUCGUUCCAAUAUUUGUUAAAAUCAAAUCAUUUUUAACGUGAAUAAUUUGUUCGAAGGUUCUUUCGUAUGAUUUUAAUCCUUCCAUUGCACUCGUCAAAAUAAACUAAAUGUAGCGUAUCAAAUAAUUUAUGAUAUAAAAUUAAAUUACCUUCGAUUAUCGUAUAAACUUCCAGAGUAUCGUUUUUCUCGAUGCAAAUAAUACUCGACGAACUUUGAUUUUGCAAAGUGACACAGCAACGUUCCACGGCGUUAAGAUGAAACAUCGAAGGCGGAGUUGAGCAGCCCUCAUCAGGACCAGUAUUGCCAUGAUAGCACAGUUACUCGUCAAAUAUUUACCGUAGGUGAUGCUGGCACAGAGGGAUCUUCUGAUCCUCACGAUACACCAGGUCAGGAGAAGGGAAGAUAAAGUUGCAUAAAAUAUAUUUCAUCGACUAUUAUCCUUAUAUUUCCUACAUACGUAUCGUUGCACUAAUUUCAUUUAACUUGGACAAAUAAUUUUAAAAUAUCGUUUACUAUACAGCAUACGAUAUUUUUGAUGAAAUGUCCAAUUCUCGAAGAAUCAUCAAAUCGCAAAGGUUCCUGGUUUCAUCCCAAACAGACGUUAUAUUAUCGACGAGUAUGUUGAAUCGGUUUGAUCGUAUCGAGAUAUCGCGUCGAAUUCGAGCUUUGAGUAUAUUGAGGUAGUACAUGAUGUCUAAAUAGGGUGAAUGACGUAGAUUUGUACGAGUAAACCGCGGGAACCGCAAGGUGCGUUUGAUUAUCGUAAAUAACCGUGUUUCUCGUUAUCGAAUAAAUGGCAGACUUCAAAGCAACGACGAGGUGAUAGAUAGAAAAAUGGCCAUGCAGUUUGGGUCGAAUGGACAGGUGUCUAGACAUUAAACAUUCGGAGUCCGUUUCGGUCCGUUCUAUGAGCGUCCACAAGCAAAGGACUUUGAAGUGUACAAAGGUCGCGCACCUUACACGAACGUGGUACAGUGCGUUGAUUGGAGGGAUCAAAGCCAGUACUGUGAGCUAGUAUUUAAUCAUCCAACCGCUGAAGAAUACAUCUACUGCCAAUUGAAACUUCUGUCAGAGUUCAACACGUUUUUCACGUUGCCUCUUUCUUCCAUUUUUUCAUCUUUGCUCCUUUCCGCCAUUAUGCACGUAUUUGCUCUUACAUUCGAUCGUUUUUAUCGGUUGAAGAGAUUAGUUGAAAUAAACCGAGCCACAAAAGGUGAUACAAGAAUGAAAGUGAAUAAUCUAUAUAUUAUUUAUGAUUUAUUGCUAUUGUGUGACGUUACGAUAAUAUUAUUCAAAGAUUUACACAAAGCAUAUGUCACGUUAUAUCGAUUAUUCACAUAUAGUAUAUAUAUAUAUUUAAAUUGUCAACAUAUGUAAUUGUACGUUGUUUACGGAAACAUUACUGUUACUCAUGUACACACGCGAACGUAUAUGCACGCGUAUGAAUAUAUGGAUCAAUGUAUUCUAUUCUUAUAAUGUCAACACCUACUUUCGUAUAUACUUAAUUGCACACAUGCGUUGUUGCGUUAUUAAGUGCAUACAAAUAUGUUGGAAUGUUCGGUAUUAAAGGAACAUUGUCAUUUCUCACAAUAUUCUGCCACUUUGUCGUACAGGUAUUUCACGAGUUUCAACGUUGAAGUGCACUACUACGAUUUUCGUAUUAAUUAUUCUCGAUUAUCGGAAAUUCAUAAAUUUUACGUCAUACGUUUUCCGAAUACCUUGCAUCGUAUCGCGCUUCUAUAGCACUCUUUCUCCGUCCAUUUCGAUAAAAAUAGAAUGAUACUCGUUAUGAAAAGUACUUUGAAAGUGCAAGGAGAACGAGUAAUUCGCAUUGGCCUGCAUAUUCCCUCUGUUAUCAGGUCCGCUUUUUACAUGUUCAACUGGCGGGGAUCGCAUCAGCGUUUCGGCUUUCAUUUACGUGCGCAAGCGUACUAUUAGGUUAAAAUUUACGACAAAGUUCGGACAGAUACGGCUGCCGUUUCAUUGAACUUCAGCAUCGGCAUCGAUGAUGGUUAAGCUGGACGGUCAUUGGCACAGCGAGCGACAAUGAAUUUUACGCACGGUGAAAUCGUUUGUCUGCACGGCCAGAUUCGGUACUUGAUUCGGAGGUAGGAAACCACCUUUUUUGCCUCUGCCUUUCGUCUCUUUCAAGUUCCUCCUUUUUUUCUUUUUCACCCAGCGAAAAAUACCGUUCGCUAGCCAUUGGCUAGCGUGCCCGUAAAUUGGUUACCAGACUUCUCUGCGUCGAGAAUUCGAGCUUUCGACACCCACAGACUCUAGUGGACAGGUAAACUGUGGACUCAUUGUUCUGUUUUAUCGAUUCACGGAUUUCUGUCACCUUCUGAGACUUUGUAGAAUAAAUUUCUCACAGUUUACACGAUAGGAUCAAAAUUGGCAAAGAAGCGCGGAAUAUUUGCAGUAAUGUUCAAAUAGAAAUAGAAGUAGUUAAAUGGAACGAUUCGUUUAGCUGCAUUUGAUAUUUGUAUUUCUAUUCAUUACUAAUUUCGCUAGCAGUCGAUAAAUUUAACAACAAAUUGCAUUCGACCGAGGCCGUGUGAAAGUAUUCAUCGAUUAUGAGAUUUUGCCUUUCUUUCGAUAGUAGAACGUAGAAGCAGUUCUUGUCGAUACUGUGAAACAAUGUUCAAACGUGAGGUAUUCGGCUCGUUAUUCAAAAAGAGAAAAGAGUAUAAAAGACUUAAGAAAAAAGUUUUAUUAACGCCAUUGCGAAAUGGUAGGAAAGUAAUCAGGGGAUCAACGUCGCAUCGUGGGAUUCUUUUGUAAGCACGUCCGCAGCAAGCACAAUUAAUAAAACAGAAGUAGUGGCGUAAAGCCACGAUCGAGAAUUAUAUUUCCACCGAUUAAUUAUGUUGUGGCGACACCGUGAACCCCGUCUAUCCGCCCAUCGAUCUUCGUGCACGUUCGGCGACGUCCGGCAGCGAUCGUCCGGAUUCGCGGGUAACUCGCAAGCGCUGAAAGGGCGGUGGGGCUCGCGAAGUUUCGGUUGCGGCGCUUUCGUUCAUUCGUCGUUCUGCGCCCGGUGCGCAUGAUUAUCGUGAAUACGUGUGUUCGCGGUUCGGUUUUAACGUGUGUCGCGUGUUACCCUGCACGAUCGAUCGUCUCUGAAAAUAAUAGUACUCGUAAAAUUGAUUCUUGAUCGUCGACGUAAGAACCAUUACCAUCGUGUCAAAGAAAAGUGCAUCGUUCAGAGGUGAAAGGACAAUUCGAACGUGAAAAGUGUUCGGAACGAUAUCUGGUUUGAGGUUAUAGUGUUAGGCAGCGUAUUUCGAUAAGGAAGGUGCAAGGAUCGGGAUCUUCGAGUUAUAUAUCGUAUAGUGAUUUUGAAUGAAUUUCGACGUAUUAUCGAUCGAAUGGAUGAUACGAAACAGUAAGAUAAGUGCGUACGAAGGACGAGAAUAUUGACGUGCUCGCGCAAUGUGAUUUUUUCAAAUACAGGAAAUGCCGCGAUUCCGUUGGGCAUUGUGAAAGGUCAGGUUAGUUGCGAGCGAUCGACGCGAGUACUUUGAAGAUCACGUGUUCAGUGUGAAGUUACAUGUAUAUGAAUUGUUCGUGUUAGAUUUGAAUGCGCGUCCCUCUGUGUUUUGCGACAAGUACGUUCUCGAAAAGAAAAAUCCUGAAUCUGGAAACAAUCCAAUUGAAGUUAAUACCAUUGCAUGUAACAAGUCGACCGAGCGGAUUCACAGUAAUUCAACUCGGCGUAUAGCGCGACGUACAAAGCCAGACACCGUGUUUCAAACGUCGCAUAUGCAAGUUCAUUUUAAUUAAUCAUUCUUCUUUAGUUUUUGUACGCGUAUCGCAAUUCCAUUAUUAAUAUUUUGUAUUUAUUUUUUCGCAGAAAGGUAUCGCACGUUCUCCAAUUAACCUCAAAAUCCACUCAAACGUGACCUCAAUAACCAAAUUGAAACGCGAGAUCAUUUGAAGUCUUUCUCGUAAUUUCUCUCGUAAUAUAAUUAUUUGCAUGUAUUUCUCGAGUAAUUUAACAUUGUCCUUCCAAAUUCAUUCGCUUCAUACGUCGUGUUUUGUGUUACGUGUUUCGUUUGUUUUUUCUCGUUUCGAGAUGUAGCUAUAAACGUUUUAUUUGAAAUGCUUUGGAAUUAAAAUUCUCAAGCAAGGAAAUUCUUUGUUCGCGAUGUGUUCCGUAUAAACAAUGAUAAUGUAAUACAGAUGAAUAUUCAUCACGACAGAUGAAAUGUUUUAGACUUCCGCGGACCAUCGUUCUUUUGCUUCUUCGCGAAUGAAACCGACCACCUCUAACACGUAGGUAUUUCAUAAAACGUCGCUCCAUCUUGCUUUCGAGUAAACCGAUCUUGCUGAUAUUUACAAAAGAUCGGGUUUUGCGAUCGAUAGAAUACUGCAACAAGGAAGUACCGUCGGAAAAUCGAGGAGAUAAAAAAUGAUAAACAUGGAGGAAAACGAAUUUAAACAUGACGAUUUCUGGAUAAAUUUAUUAUUUCGGUUUAUUAUUAAGCUUGGAACAGAAUACUGUGCUUUCAAUUUCACACGCUAUUUCGUUAUUUUCAAUUAACAGAAAAGUCAUUAGUCGUUGGUCGGAAAUUGUUAUUUUUAGCAAUAGAAAUAUAUUUUAUUCGAACAAAAGCUGAUAGCUUAGCUUGAUUAAAUCUUAAUAGAUAGAUAGAAAUGUUUACAAAUUUCAAAGAUUAUGAGGUCAGAUUCUUCGAAGUGGACCAAUAAUUUAUAAUUAAGAUAGUUAAUUAGCAUCGUUGCUCUAGCAUGAAUUUAUAAAACACCCUUCAAUUACAGCAACGAAUCUCGUUCGUUGUCUCAUGUAAAGUCAAAUCGAGCGGUACAAUUUGUAAUUAGAUUCAAGAAUGAUCGUUUGUACGCUUUGUACCGUGCGCUGUGAUUCUAAAUCUGAAAAUAUCGCGUUUGAAAAUUAAUUAAAAGGAUUGACAUCGUAACGAAUGGUAUCGUUUAAAUACGCGUUCGUUUCGAUUUGCACUAGGAAGAUUGGCAAUUUAGCAAACCGUUUCGUAGAUAUUCAGCGGGAUUCGUUCGACUUUAACUGCUGCAGGGAUCUCGAUUAAAAUGGAGCCACGUAACUGGUCUGCUUCCAAGCUUUAGAACACUUUGAAAUGUCGCAAGAAAUGAGCUCGAGCCUGUAGAAACGCGGACAGUGUCGCGGCAUUUAUAUCCGGGACGUAGAAGAAUAAAAGAAAAAUUCAUUUAAAUUCGCGCGUUAAGUGACCUCGUUUCCACUUUUCGUCAACCAUCCUUCUUUUUUUUUCUUUUUCAUGAAUUUAUUCUGUCAUUCUUUCGAAUAAGAGCAUAUUUCGCGCAUGAUUGGCUGUAAUUGGGAAAUAAAAUCGAACAACGCGUAUAGCGAUCUUUUCAUUUAUUACGUUCGUAUUCUGAAUUUAAGCUUCGAGUGGCAUUUACGCAUUGGUUGUAUUUAUUCUCAAUUAGUGACGUCCUUGACCACGUUUUUGUGUAAACGUUCCACAAAGCGUCACGGCGUAGCUGUAGCAAUACACACGGACAAUAGAAUUUAAAUAAACAUCGUUAAUCAGUUGGUGUAUCAGUGUAAUGUCGUGUAACGAAGUGUAAACAACAAGUUUGCGAAACAUCGACUGCCUUCGAUGAAUUUGUACACCGGUAACUGGAUUACAGCGAAACAUGUUUGUGUUUCGUUGAAGAAAUUAGAUUAUCACGGGAGAAACUCAUCUACGAAUUAGUGAACCAUUCAACCCAUUGGUGAUUUCGACGGAUUGAAUACUCGUCGUUCCAGAGUUGGGAAUUGAUUACGUGUCUGCUUGGAAAAGGAUCCGUAUUAAUAGACUCACGGAAUGACGGGCUAGCAGGAAAUGGGAAGCGAAGCUUUUGAAAAAUAACUCGAGGCAUUGCGGUGCUCCGGGAAUCCCGUGACUCAACCAUUCCAUUGUCCGAAGAAGCCAGUAACAGCCGAAGGAGACGCAGAUUACCUCGAUCGUGCGAGAGGAAAACGUCGCCAGGUUCGCGCGUCGCGGUCCGCUGAUUUAUUCGCCAGGCUCUGGAAUGAAUACACGAGGAUGGCACGGCGUACAGGACACGAGCAAAUUAGCGGAUCGAGUGUGACCGAGUUAAGCGGCUUUUCGCGGUGAGUUUUGCUCCUGCACGUGAGCCGACGAUGCGUUAAAUCGACGAGCUACGACCGGACGAACGAGACUAGAAGGAAAAAGGAGGAAGCAAGAAAUAAAUAAAUGCAACGAGGAUGAUAAACUAUAACGACGCGCAUCGUGAAAGAUUCGUGCGAAACGCAGGACCACGCAGUCGCGAAAUGCAUCGAGAAUACUUAUUCCGGAGAUCUUGUUUGUCAGAAUGAAGCCUUGAAGUUGUCAUCCACUUGCUUGCCGGUUGCGUUUCCGUCUGCAUCUCGCGGCUCUACUUGCGGCUACGUUUCCUCUUUCCCAUCUUUUCUUCGCGGACGAGAGCGAAGAAGAGCGAGAAACGAGAGAGCGAGAGAAGAGAGAGAAUGGGAAAAGCAGGAACUGAUAGCUUUACAUUCAACCGGUACGAAGAAAAGUUUAAGUGACUCAUGCAGACACUCUUGGAAUUCACUCUACGCCGUUAUUUAAGUUUCCAUUUUACCGCUAACAGAGAAAAAGGCGUCGCCGUCGUCGUCGUCGUCGUCGUCGUCGUCGUGUAGGGGAAGUGCUCCUACGUGUGUCACAGUGUCGUGGUUUCCGUUCGUGACACCGGAUCGGAUUUAAUCGAUUGGUACGCGCGUCGUCGAGAGACAACUCGAUACUGUACGAACAUCGCCUCUUCUCCACGAGACUCGAACGAGAGAGUUUCAAAAUUGAAAUUGUUUAACGACGUAUCAAAGACAGAAGGGACCACCGAAGGAAAAAUUGGUCGCAAAGGAUAAUCGCAAAUUGCAGGCAAGCACGGUAAAACAUCGCCUAACCGAUGGCAAGAUGUUGAAAUUGAACAACGCUCUUAAGGCUCGUAAAGCAGAAUUAUGCGUUGCAUAACGUCGGCGGAUUCUUUAAUAAGAUCGAGUUCGACGUUAUUGCACCGGCACCCAUAAAUAUCUCUUAAACGUAUGCGUACCUUAAGAGGGCAAUAUCCCCGAAAACGAGGAUCGAGCCUUUCGAUUUCGUUCUCGAUAGAGAGCCUCAUCCCGAGGUAGAACUAAUAUCCCAGAAAAUAUCUCAAACAUCGAUUUUGUCCAUAGAAUUCCGGGCCGCGUUCCAGUCAGGACAGCCGUCCUCUAGAAAAAUGACGGGAGUGCCCGGUUCGCAUACGAUCGAACGUUCCCUCGGAUCCUACGAAAUCCCUUCGUGAUCUGCUUCCGUCGAACGACCAUUUUCUAAGAGGAUAAUAAAAAUUGGCGGUGACCGUAAUCGGAGUAUCCCGUCAUCCCGUCACGACUGUCCUUUUAUUUCGAAAGCAGCAACUUUCGAGCCUGGUUUAAACGUUUCUGUCAUAAACAUUUCAGCGCGAGUCGUUCACAGCGUUCUACCGUACCGCGUGCCCAAUGGAGUGUUUCGAACCGCGACUCGUUCGCAACGAAGAAUCCGACACUUCGACGACUUUUAUUUACGCGAUACCGUUAAAAGGAAUGGAUUCGCGGAGAUCGCGCAGACGAUCGCGCAGAAAAUCGUCGAGAAAGCUAUCCACGAUCAAUGUCAAUGACUCGAUCGCCUCCAAGUAAAUUGCCCGACUCGAGUAUGCCCACCGAGUCGUUCGUAUUUUUAGGAGAAAAAAUCGGCCCGACAACCUACCGGAUGAUCUCUAGUUGGUAUCGAACACAAAUAUAAGAAAGGAGAGACGAUCGUUUUACUCUUACCGUGGAGGAGUGACGUUACGACUCUCACGCGAGGUCAGCUCGAGGGAUUUCGAAGAAGAUUAGAAGGCCGUUCUUAUCUCCCUAUUUCUCUUCCUCGCCAUCGGUUCCCUCUAUCAGCAACCUGAGCUGACAAAUGCGAACGACAGGCCGUGCUAAGGUACAGUUCGACAAAUGAUAGUCAGAGGACAGAAUUGGGUGAUCCGGUAGGAAGGGAAAAAAUAGAAUGGAGAAGGACAGCGCGAGACAUUACAGAGCUUACGAGGGCUUCAAGCCCGCGAACAAUGGCAAUACAUCGUCCUUGAAGAGGUCCACAUCGGACCGCUCGAAAACACAUCCGUCGAGACAAGUGAGGUGCCUUUGCUUCGGCGGAGUGCCGGACAAGGCCAGCCAGCACUCCUUUCUCAAAGGUUGUAUUAUAAACCUUGGAAUAUGUGCCCUCCUCGUGGCUUACACUUUACUGGGUAGCUUCAUCUUCCUUGCCAUCGAGGGCGGUACCGAUGCCGGGAUACAACAAAGGACACUUGCUACCACAAUAGCAGAGAAUCAGCCUACCAGACGGAAUACCACCGCUUGGCUAAAGCAAGUUAAUCACGAAGCACGAGCGAAGACGGUGGAAAACAUAUGGAUAAUUACGGAGAGUUUGAAUAUUCUUUACCGUGAGAACUGGACGAGGCUGGCUGCCCAGGAAAUCGCACGUUUUCAGGAUCAACUGGUGAAGAGGAUCACCGAAGACAUGAUGGCGACCCAGAACGCCGGAACAUAUGUCGGAAGUUCCACUAGUGAUACCGUGACAGAAAGACGGAUACCGGAAUACGAGUGGAACUUCGCCAAAGCCUUUUUAUAUUCUCUCACGGUGCUGACGACGAUCGGUUGCGGCAGCAUAGCUCCAAAAUCCACGUGGGGUAAAAUCGCGACCACGGGCUACGCUAGUCUGGGUAUCCCUUUGACCUUGGUUUACUUAUCAAGUGCCGGAGGCCUUUUAUCCAGAUGCGCCAGAGGUGUUUUCACUCGUGCUCUUUGUUGCUGCCUUUGUUCGAAUUGUGGCUAUUGUUGCUACGAUGAACGAAGAAUGGAGGAGAAAGAAAGGCGAAUGAGAAAGAAACGGCAGCAAGAGGAACUGGCGCAGCAGCAGCAGCAAUUGCAGUUGCAGGAACCCUUUUACGUUCGUGCGAACGCGUCAACGUUUACGAGCACAGUGGAAAUUAAGACCAGCCCGAAGGACGAAGUGUCGAGUCUUGGCUCUGGUGACAGACCCAACGUUACUAUACUCGCACCAAUCAGCAUUUGUCUGGGUGCAAUGCUCUGCUACAUUGUGGCAGGAGCUUUUACUCUGCACAAGUUAGACGGCUGGUCCUUUGUGGAUGCGAGUUACUUCUGCUUCAUGAGCCUGAGCACGAUCGGGUUCGGUGAUAUGGUUCCCGGUUCCUAUCCCCGCCAAAGCCUUUACGAGUCGAGGAAUGUAACCAUUUGGUUCUGUUCUUUCUACAUAAUGUCUGGAAUGGCGCUGACUGCGAUGUGCUUCAACAUCCUGCACGAUGAAAUCGUUCACAGGCUUAGCCAUCAGUCGGAGAAACAAGAACCAGUGAAAGCCAGCCCGAGUGUGGACGAACUAUCGAGCGAUCCUCUCACGUUAACCUCGUGACAAUUUCCGUCUGGCAACUUGUGCCACAGGAACGGCACCGAUGACAACGAUAUAUGUGGAACAGAACCGCCAACCAACUUGUUCACCCAUGAGAACGAAAUUAAUAUCCUAAAGGAUUCUUUCAAUCAGGUAGACGUCACUAGAGACUGCAAGCCAAUUUUGAAACUCGAGGAUCACGUUCCGCCGAUUCCUGGUGUCU